CGACGGGGAGACUCCGUCCCCUGGAACUGACCCAAUCUAAACCCCAGCAACUCGUGCUCCCUUGUACUCAGUGGUUUUCCAUUUUUUCCUCUUUGGUUGCCGCAGUUCAGUUGAAUCACUAGGUAUUUUCAGCCCUGCUCAGCAGAGCCGCCACAUGGACCAUGGAAACACCAUGUGAACCAUCCAUGAUGUUGUCCUGAGGCACCUGCCCUGGGGCCAUAGUGCCUUUGGACAGUCCGGCAGCUGUCAAUAACCUUCGCGACCAUGGUCUCGUCAUCAGUCUCGUCAGAAUCAUCAGACAAAUGUUUAAGGGGAAACGCUAGGGAGCCAUCGUUGAGGAUUUGAUGUAGGUUGGUCAACGAACGGCCUGGGAGCCGAGUCUGGGUCCCGAGAGCUCCUUUCAAGGGGGAAGCUUCCAAAAUGCAAAACCAGCUCGCGACAGGUGUCAGGUCCCAUCACCCUCACUCCUCGCUCGCUUCCAUUUCACUUGCUUGACAUUCCAUGUUUGCUGGGAAAGGUCAAUUACCGCCGAGACAGCUGAGGUAUAAGUUCUCUUUGGCUUGCCUCUUGACCAACUGCUCAUCUCCCAUGCAGUGCCGCCACUGGACUCUCUGGUUAUAUCCCUUUCUAUCGGACCUUAAUUCAUGCCAUUCGUUCAAAGCUUGGUUUACUUUCCUUUAUUCAUACUCCACAAUUCUCUGGUUUAGUCAUUGCAUACGCCCGUUGGGGACUUCAAGGUCUGGCCAGCACAUUGUUGGGAACACAUAUUGCAACAUCAUGUCACUGCUUAAGUUGCCGUACGAGAUGGUCAGCUAUGUGCUGGACGAGCUCGACCUGGACGACGUUUGGCAAUUAAGUCUCACCUGCAGGCAUCUGAGGUCUCUGGUGACAGAAUCGAACACAGCAAAACGACUGCUUGAGAGCAAAGCACCGGCAGCGACAGAGACUCAAAACGCCCGCGUUACCAAAAACUAUGCCCACGAACUUCGACGCUUGCUGAAGCGCCGCCAGUCCAUCUCUUCGGUCACCCCCUACUUGGCUGCUGUCGUUGGCUUUGGCGAGGACUGGAUAUACCGAAAUGGCGUGCUCUGUUAUAUCCGACAGGGCCAACUACGAAUACUGAACCUCCAUGGGUCCGCAGCCGACGAAGUCGUUGUCAACAUUCGACUCCUUCUUGAUGAAGCAAUCCCCGGAUCUCGCAAGAUACGCAAAUAUCGCCUUCGCCCUCUCAACGUUUCGAAUAACAUCGUCUCCUGUUUAUACUACUAUAAGACGCCCUAUGCGAAUGGAAAUCAUUGUGAUUCGUUCUAUGAGGGUUCGCUCGUUGUCUUCAGCGCUCAGGCCCACAAGAUCCUCACUGUGGAACAUCUACUGGAUCUCGAACCUAACAGGCUCGUGGUACGAAACAAUGACGAGGCCCUUUUUCUCAUCAGAAGAUCUCGCUUACAUGGAGGACGAGUGGUGUUGUGGAACGCUUACAACAUUCCAGCCGACAGAUGGCACCGCCCUCCUCAUUUUCCCUGGUAUACCUUCAACUUUCAGCCAUUUGAGAUGGACAUCACCCAGUGCUUUGAAAUAUUCAAUGGUCACAUUUACUCGCUUUCGAAUUACAGCGAGCUCGAAGAGGAGGAAGCCGAUUGGGUCUCGUCUUAUCAUUGCCUAAGAGUUCCUUUGUCUUUCACUGGUAUGUACAAAGUCAAACCCGACGAGCUGUUGCGGAGAAAUCAUCUGGAUGGGCCAAUGGACCACAGGUGGACGUUUAUGAAAAUGUUCAAAGAUGAAGCAACGGGUGAAAUCAAGGUCGUGGAGUCGCGAAGAGAAUGGAUCAAAGGGAGCUCAUCCACGACACGUACUUAUUAUACAACUACGAUCAAAUGGCCUAGCGAGAAUGACAGUCACUCAAUUUUCGACUCCAAGGAAGGUGGCCUCAAUGGAAGCAAUACCAGUGGAGCCGACUUCAGUGGAAACAGCUCAAGCCCAGGUUACCAGGGUAGUUCAGGUAAUGAAUCUGACCAAGGUAACGCUGAAAUUCACCCAGACGAUAGCAGCCCAGAACCUGGUGACUCGGAUUCGAAUCAUCAACGAGAUGACAGGCCACCUAGAAUCCUACCUCCCCGGGACCCUCGAGAUGUCCAUCCUGGAGAUGACAGCUCUAAAGGACCGGUGUUUCUUCGCAACAAAUGCCCGAUUCUGUCAUAUCAUCCGUCGUGUCAAACGUUUCUUGACCUAGUGGACGACCCAUCACCUUCGAAUCCGGGCAAGCAGCGGAUGCGCAUCCGUGGAGGUACGCGACAUCGCCGAAGGCCGGAAGAAAUUGACGAUUGGAGCGGCUGUUCGAAAGCAAAAAGUUUAUCAUCAGUUGCGGAGACACACUUCGAGGAAGUAUACAAAAUGUACAAACACGAAGAGCCCAUUUCUUGGCCACCCAAUCAGGACCCCGAAUCCCCCAACCCAGCUUUAGCCCAACUCUACGAAAUUCUCAGCCCACCGAACUACGUCGGCGAAAUCACUGGCGAUUGGGACGAGCGUUCGUUUGUGUAUGCUGCGGGUGCGUCUGGCGGCAGUAAGCAAAAGGCUCUUGUCUUCAUCUCCUUUGACCCGUCCAUUUCACUCGCGGGAACUUUGCCAUACCCAGGUCAUAUGGUGUUUGGUCGACCUCAAUCGCUCGACACAACCCGUUCGAGAAAUACUGCGAGUGACAACUCUACCGCUCAUCAGAACCAUGGCGAAGGAGUAAAAAGGGGCAGGCAGUUAGGAAGGGCAAAGCAAACUCCAAGGGGGAGGCAGACGGAAAGGAACGCACCGACGGAGGCAACACAGGUGCAUAGCACCAAGACUGAUGCUUUCUGGUGCACCAUUGAACCAGCACUGUAUCAGACCAUCCGAAAGGGAUUUCAUUUCUGCGUCUGAGACAGACAGACGGGCACAGGUCAGGACCACACAUGAAGACCGGGCUGUAAUGCAUUAAUGGUAUGAGAUGGUUUGACAGAAAACCGUAUACUCAGUGUGUAUCAACAAAUAGCAGUUUUGCUAUCGUUAGCGAACAAAACCAAUAGCGACUCAUAUCAC
Molecule: messenger RNA, 3069 nt
Organism: Neurospora crassa OR74A
Lineage: Eukaryota; Fungi; Ascomycota; Sordariomycetes; Sordariales; Sordariaceae
Exons: 3
Coding region: 502-2910 (802 amino acids)
Molecular function (GO): protein binding
Source: RefSeq, a predicted model, not a curated record